Molecule: messenger RNA, 5382 nt
Organism: Paramecium primaurelia
Lineage: Eukaryota; Ciliophora; Oligohymenophorea; Peniculida; Parameciidae
Source: the annotation of a GenBank genome assembly
AUGAAUAAAAUAUAAUUCAACUCUUUACAGGUAAAAACAACUAAAUUAGAAUUCACAAUUCCUAAACCACCGUUGAAUUAUAUUGUAAAAUAAGUUCAUCGUUUAAAAUGUGUGAUAUAGAGUAAAAAAGAUGUAGAACUCAUAAUGGAUUAAAUAAAUUUUAUUAUAGAAUUACUAAUUGCAGGAUAAGUAUAUAUAUAAUUUUAGAAUUUUAGUUUGGGACUCCCUCAUUAGCUUAUUUAAAUGAAUUGUGUAACACAUUAAAAUCAACUAUGCAUUCAUUUGAAUAAGAUUAAUUGGGUUUUGUUUUAGCUAAUAUGGAGACAUUAAAAAAGUAGACAAGCUUAGAUUAUCUAAAAGGUUUUAAAAAGGGCAGCUCUAGAAAUUUAAAGAUUGCUAAUUAACUUUAAAAGUAUAUAUAACUAAAUUUAAUCAUGUUUUUAGAAUAUAGAAAAGAUUACUCUCAGUAAUAAGAAAUGUAUAUGCUCAGUUUGUGUUAUUUUGGUUAGAUGAACAUUAACCAGAAUAAAGUAUAGCUUUACGUAGUAAGCGUAUAUUUGUUGAAACUAAAACGUAAAAUAAAAUAAUCAUUAAUUAAUUAAAAUAGACUUAUACAAUGUAAAUUAAAAGAAUUAGAUUUAGAAAAGCAUAAGAAAAUAGUAUGUCGAAUAUGUGAAUAAUUAAUAGAAGUAGAAAUUAUGGCAGCUCAUUGUAUAACAUGUGAAAAGAAGGCAGAAUAAAGCAAGAAAUUAUUAUAACUAAAUUUAUAAUUAGCAGAUGCAUCUUAAUCAGCAUAUAAAUUAAAGCAUGAUGUUUAGAUAAAGUUGGGUAAAUUGAGUUUAUAAGAAUAAAAGAAAAAUAGAUAGAAGUUGAAAAAAUAAGAAGAAGAAAAAAAACCAUUAAGAUCUCUUAGAAGGACUCACACUAUUCAUUUAUAAGACAAUAAACUCUAGUAAGAAGAAGAAGAAAAGAAUAAAGCCAAAAAAUAAUUGGCUUUUAUAAAUUCUGUUAUGACUAUUAUAGUAAAUUAUACUGAAAAGGUUUUAAAUAGUAAUAUUAAUAAUGAAGAUAAUAAAUGUAUUAAUAAAAAUCUAUAUAUUUAGUAAAUCGAAUAACAUUUGAUGAAUUAACUGAAGCAAAAUGUAAUUUAGAAAAUGAUCAAAAUAAUGAAGAAGUACUUGAUAUAAUAGAUAAAGCUCGUUCAUGUAUGUAUGAUAGAAUGGAAUAUUUUAAAAUUAUAUAAAAUUUAGAAUCAUAAUAAAUUUAAGAAAGUUAAAAGAUCAAACAAAAAAGUGAAAUAGAUUUAAAAUAAAAAUAUAAGAAUUCAAAUUCAAGUUCAUUUAGAGUUUCAAAAUUUAAUAAUAUAACUACUACUAUCUAAUAAAAACUUAAAAGAAAUGAUACUAUCUACGAAGAAGAUGAUGAAUUUGUUGGUUAAUCUCCAAAAAAUGCCAACAAUUAAAAUAAAAAAUAGAAUCUUACUAUAAUGUCUUUAAUUAAGUAAAUUACAAUUAUGAUUAUUAGUAAAGAUAAAUUUAAUACAAGUAAUGUUGGAAGUGUUAAUGAUAUUAAUAGAAGAGAUAGUUUAACUACUAUGUCAAUGUCUAGAUCUCAAGUGCUUGGAAGUAAUUAAAUCAAGAGAACAUUUUAAUCUAAAACUAAUACCGAAGAUUAACCUUAAUCACUAUCAAAUCCUGGUUCUAAAAUAUUAGAUAAAAUUGUUAAUCUAUCUAAUUCUUCUGAUACUUUAAUAAGUCCAAAAUCUAAUAAACCAUCUCUAUUUUUUAAAGCUUAAUCUCCUAGAAUUGUUGAUUCUGUAAUUGAAUCUUCUAAUUAAUCUCCAACUGCAAUAAUAGGAUAAUUUGAUUUUUAGGAUGAAAGUCCUCGAAAUUAGAAUAUCUGUUCUUUUGCAGAUUUUGCUUAAUGUGAUUCUGAUUAAGAAAUUUCAAUGAAAAAAUAAUUAAUUCCAUCAAUAGGAGUAGGUAGACAAGUAGAUUCAAUUGAAGAAAUAUAAAAAGACAGAGAAUUAAAUGUUUUAAAUUCAUUAGAAAAUAUUAAUUAAUGUUAAUCUGAUUAAGAGAUAAAUUAAAUUCAGAUGUCAAAUCCCAAUUCAAAUCAAGAAAUGAAAAGGUCUUCUUAAAAUAGUAUGAAGAAUAGUGGCAAAAAUAAUAUAAUUUUAAAUUAACCAAUUCAUAUGAAUGUACAAGAUUUACAAUAACAAUUACAUAAAGAAUUAGGAGCAAGAAUUGAAAUAGAAUAAAUUAUUGAAGAAUCUUCAAGUUAAAAUUCACCUGAAAAAUUAGUUUCAUAAGAUUUGAAUUAAAAUCGUUUUUCUUCCAAUGAAAAAUUAAUUAUUCUCUAGAAGGAUGAAAUCAAUUAUGAGGCUGAUAUAAAUCAAUCUUUGAAUUAACCAAAAAAAGGUUUAUUUAAUCCAUAAAAUUUCAGAAAUAAUAAUAAGAAAUAAAGUAUGGUAUAUGCUCCAGAAAAAUCUAAAUAAUCAUUUGAUUUUGAAGUCAUAACUGUAGAUAGAGGUUAUAAUUCAGAUUCUGAACUUGUUAGUAUAAAUGCAGAGAAAGCUAAUUAAUCUUAAGAGAUUGGAUUGAAAGAUUUUGAAUUCAUAAAACCAUUAGGACAAGGGGCAUUUGGAUGGGUAUUUCUAGUUAAAAAGAAAACUUCUGGAGAUUUAUAUGCAAUGAAAAUCAUUGAUUGUUCAUAAAAAGUAUAUUAUAUUUAAAUUAAUAUAAGUAAUUAGAAACUUAGCUUGAUACUUUAAAAGCAGAAAGAAAUAUNUAUCUACGAAGAAGAUGAUGAAUUUGUUGGUUAAUCUCCAAAAAAUGCCAACAAUUAAAAUAAAAAAUAGAAUCUUACUAUAAUGUCUUUAAUUAAGUAAAUUACAAUUAUGAUUAUUAGUAAAGAUAAAUUUAAUACAAGUAAUGUUGGAAGUGUUAAUGAUAUUAAUAGAAGAGAUAGUUUAACUACUAUGUCAAUGUCUAGAUCUCAAGUGCUUGGAAGUAAUUAAAUCAAGAGAACAUUUUAAUCUAAAACUAAUACCGAAGAUUAACCUUAAUCACUAUCAAAUCCUGGUUCUAAAAUAUUAGAUAAAAUUGUUAAUCUAUCUAAUUCUUCUGAUACUUUAAUAAGUCCAAAAUCUAAUAAACCAUCUCUAUUUUUUAAAGCUUAAUCUCCUAGAAUUGUUGAUUCUGUAAUUGAAUCUUCUAAUUAAUCUCCAACUGCAAUAAUAGGAUAAUUUGAUUUUUAGGAUGAAAGUCCUCGAAAUUAGAAUAUCUGUUCUUUUGCAGAUUUUGCUUAAUGUGAUUCUGAUUAAGAAAUUUCAAUGAAAAAAUAAUUAAUUCCAUCAAUAGGAGUAGGUAGACAAGUAGAUUCAAUUGAAGAAAUAUAAAAAGACAGAGAAUUAAAUGUUUUAAAUUCAUUAGAAAAUAUUAAUUAAUGUUAAUCUGAUUAAGAGAUAAAUUAAAUUCAGAUGUCAAAUCCCAAUUCAAAUCAAGAAAUGAAAAGGUCUUCUUAAAAUAGUAUGAAGAAUAGUGGCAAAAAUAAUAUAAUUUUAAAUUAACCAAUUCAUAUGAAUGUACAAGAUUUACAAUAACAAUUACAUAAAGAAUUAGGAGCAAGAAUUGAAAUAGAAUAAAUUAUUGAAGAAUCUUCAAGUUAAAAUUCACCUGAAAAAUUAGUUUCAUAAGAUUUGAAUUAAAAUCGUUUUUCUUCCAAUGAAAAAUUAAUUAUUCUCUAGAAGGAUGAAAUCAAUUAUGAGGCUGAUAUAAAUCAAUCUUUGAAUUAACCAAAAAAAGGUUUAUUUAAUCCAUAAAAUUUCAGAAAUAAUAAUAAGAAAUAAAGUAUGGUAUAUGCUCCAGAAAAAUCUAAAUAAUCAUUUGAUUUUGAAGUCAUAACUGUAGAUAGAGGUUAUAAUUCAGAUUCUGAACUUGUUAGUAUAAAUGCAGAGAAAGCUAAUUAAUCUUAAGAGAUUGGAUUGAAAGAUUUUGAAUUCAUAAAACCAUUAGGACAAGGGGCAUUUGGAUGGGUAUUUCUAGUUAAAAAGAAAACUUCUGGAGAUUUAUAUGCAAUGAAAAUCAUUGAUUGUUCAUAAAAAGUAUAUUAUAUUUAAAUUAAUAUAAGUAAUUAGAAACUUAGCUUGAUACUUUAAAAGCAGAAAGAAAUAUUUUUGAAAUUUUAUCAGGAGAUUUUGUAGUUAAAGCAUACUAUUCAUUCAGUCAUGAAUAAAAUUUAUGUUUUGUCUAAGAAUAUAUGGUUGGAGGAGAUUUUUCAAAUAUUCUAAAGAUGUAUACGGUAUAAAUUUCUAUUACAUUAAGGCUUUAGAUGAGGAAUACGUUAGACAUUAUAUAGCUGAAGUAGUUUUGGCUUUAGAAUAUUUAAGAUCCAAAAAGAUUGUUCAUAGAGAUUUAAAACCAGAUAAUAUUCUAUUAGAUAAACAAGGUCAUGCUAAAUUGGCUGAUUUUGGAUUAUCAGAAGUUGGUUUCAAUAAUAGAUUAAAACUGAAAUUAAGACAAUAAGACAUUGAAUCGUAAUUAUUAUUUUUUUUAUAUUAAGAAAUACCAUUCCAGAAUUUGCUGAUCGUAAUGAUCCAUAAUAUGAUACUGUUUUUGAUCUAAAAUUACCUUAAGCUUAAUAGACUAUUAGAGCAAGUAUUUAAAAUUAUAGCAGUAAAAAUAAAAGAAUUGUUGGUACUCCAGAUUACAUUGCUCCAGAAGUCUUAAAAGGAGAAUCAUUAACUAAUAGUAGUUUAGAUUAUUGGAGUUUAGGGGUCAUCAUGUAUGAAAUGCUUUGUGGUAUUCCACCAUUUAAUGAUGAUUCUGUUGAGAAGAUAUUUGAUAAUAUUUUAAACUACAGAAUUUAAUGGCCAAAUGUUAGUGAUUUUGAAGAGGAAAGCAUAUCUCAUAAUGCUUAUGAUUUAAUGUGUCGAUUAAUGGAACCAGAUUAUACAAAAAGAAUUGGACAUUAAGAUAUUAAUGAAAUAAAAAAUCAUCCUUUUUUUUAAGGUAUUAAUUGGAAUACAAUACUUUCUAUGCCUGGUUUAAUUGUACCUAAGAUGGUUUUAAAAGAAACUGAAGUUGAUGGGAAAAAUUGUGAAAAAGUCUAAUAAUUCUUAAAUAAUUUAGAAAAGAAAGAAGUUAAAAAUUAAACUUUAGCAUAAAAGUUAAAAAGUUAACUAUCCAAUUUAGAAAGAUUAGAUUUAUUAGUUAAAUUAAGUUUAGAAGAAGCAAAUGAUAAACUGUAAUUAUUUAAAUUGAUUAUAGUUCUAAAAUAAGGACAGAAGAAAAUAAAUUAAAAAGAACCUUAAACAAAAUUGAUCAUUAUGAACAAGAACAUUAAGUUUAAAUGUUACUAUUGUAUGAAGAUGUUUUUUGA